Molecule: messenger RNA, 3380 nt
Organism: Balaenoptera ricei (Rice's whale)
Lineage: Eukaryota; Metazoa; Chordata; Mammalia; Artiodactyla; Balaenopteridae
Gene: SECISBP2
Product: SECIS binding protein 2
Exons: 17
Coding region: 86-2569 (827 amino acids)
Biological process (GO): selenocysteine incorporation
Cellular component (GO): ribonucleoprotein complex
Molecular function (GO): selenocysteine insertion sequence binding; mRNA 3'-UTR binding; ribonucleoprotein complex binding
Source: RefSeq, a predicted model, not a curated record
GCGGGGAAGAGGAGUGUCGCGCUUCGGUUCCGCCAGCCGUCGGACUACUGGCCUCCCUGGCCAGGACUCUUCCCAGACACCCGCCAUGGCGUCUCAGGGGCCGCGGGAGCCCGCGGGCGAGGGCAUCAAGUUGUCAGCAGAUGUCAAACCAUUUGUCCCUAAAUUUGCUGGGCUCAGUGUGGCAUGGUCAGAGUCUUCAGAAGCACGCGUUUUUCCCAGCUGUGCAGCCACGACGUACUAUCCAUGUGUCCAGGAAUUAGCAGUGCCUGAACAGAAACUCUAUGCUGAAGAUAUGGCUUUUGGAGCUUCAACUUUUCCACCUCAGUACUUAUCUCCUGAGAUCCCUCUUCAUCCGUAUGGCUAUUCUCCUUACACCCUGGAGUCGUCACGAAAUGUUUGCCCAGUGCCUGGCUCCCAGUAUGAUUACAACCAACCCCGUUGUUUCGGAGGUUUUCAAACCGUGAAGCCACGAAACAAGCACAUGUGCCCUCUCCCGCAAGACACAAAAGCUCUGUUUAAGAAGAAAACCUGUGAUGAGCAGAAGUUUGACGCUAAGAAGACUGAUGGACCUGUAUCAUCUGAUUUAAAAUCAGUUAAAAGUUCACCUCGUAUGUCCAUUCAUGCUGAGAAUAGUUUGAAAUCAGAUGGUUAUUAUAAACGAACAGACAGGAAAUCCAGAAUCAUUGAAAAAAGUGGAUCUGCGUCCAAACCUGAGUUUGAAUUUACCAGGUUGGAUUUUCCUGAACUGCAGGGUCGAGAGAACAGUGAGAUACCAGAGAUACAAAAGCAGCUCAAGUGGGGGCCUUUACGCUCUGCCUCUACUGACGCAGAGGGUGAAGUAGUGGUGAAAAAUAAUAAUCGGACCGAAUCUGUAACUGGUAAUGCUGCUACCAGUCCCUCUUCAUGUACGAGAGAAUUAUCUUGGACACCAAUGGGUUAUGUUGUUCGGCAGACAUUAUCUACAGAACUGUCACCAGCCCCUAAAAAUGUUACUCCCAUGAUAAACCUAAAGAUGGUUGCUUCAUCAGCAGAUCCUAAAAAUGGUAGUAUGUCAUCUUCUGAAGUUUUAUCUUCGGAGCCUUCGUACAAAGAGAAACAUGUUGUCCAUCCUACUAAAAAGUCCAGAGCAUCACAAGGUGACGAUCCUGAGCAAAAUGAAGCCUCAAGAAAGAAUAGGAAAAAGAAAGAAAAGUCUAAAUCAAAAUAUGAAGUCUUGACAGUUCAAGAGCCACCAAGGAUUGAAGAUGCCGAGGAGUUUCCCAAUCUGGCAGUUGCAUCUGAAAGAAGAGACAGAGUAGAGUCACCGAAAUUUCAGUCUAAACAGCAGCCACAGAAUAAUUUUAAAAGUAGUGGAAAGAAGAGCCAAAUUCCAGUACAGUUGGAUUUGGGAGGAAUGCUAACCGCAUUGGAAAAGAAGCAGCACUCCCAGAAUGCAAAGCAGUCCUCCAAACCAGUGGUGUUCUCAGUCGGAGCAGUGCCCGUCCUCUCCAAAGACUCCAUGUCAGGGAAGAAGGGCCACAGCUUUGGCCAGGUGAAGACCCCGCACAACCCCUUAGACUCCAGCGCCCCCCUGAUGAAGAAGGGGAAGCAGAGGGAGGUCCCCAAGGCCAAGAAGCCAACCUCGUUGAAGAAGAUUAUUUUGAAAGAGCGGCAGGAGAGAAAGCAGCAGCGUCUCCAAGAAAAUGCUGUGAGCCCAGCUUUUGCCAGUGACGAUGUGCAAGAUGGAGAGAGCGGUGGUGACGACCAGGCCCUCGGGCAGCCUGACCCCUCAGGGGGAACGGAAGAGUCGGUGUCCUGUGCUUCUGUGGCAGAGAGCAAGUCAGAAGACCGGCUGGGAGCUGAGCCCCAGAAGGAGGUGGAGGCCUGCCCCAAGAUCCACAGCCGGCGGUUCCGGGACUACUGCAGCCAGAUGCUCAGUAAAGAAGUUGACGCUUGUGUUACGGACCUGCUGAAAGAGCUGGUUCGUUUCCAAGAUCGUAUGUACCAGAAAGAUCCAGUCAAGGCUAAGACCAAACGCCGACUUGUGUUGGGGCUGAGGGAAGUUCUCAAACAUCUGAAGCUCAGAAAGUUGAAAUGCAUCAUCAUCUCCCCCAACUGUGAGAAGAUACAGUCAAAAGGUGGGCUGGACGACACCCUGCACACCAUCAUUGACUACGCCUGUGAGCAGAACAUCCCCUUUGUGUUUGCUCUCAACCGCAAAGCUCUGGGGCGCAGUCUGAACAAGGCUGUUCCUGUCAGCGUGGUGGGGAUCUUUAGCUACGAUGGGGCCCAGGACCAGUUCCACAAGAUGGUCGAGCUGACGAUGGCGGCCCGGCAGGCGUACAGGACCAUGCUGGAGAAUGCGCACUGGGAGCUGCCGGGAGAGCCUGGGCCCCUCGCACCCGCUAGCCCGCCCACGCAGGGCCCCAGCUGCUCUGCAGAGGACAGACCCCUGGCCCCUGCCGGAAAAGAGGAGCCACGCUACAUUGAAAUCUGGAGAAACCAUCUGGAAGCAUACACUCAACGUGCCCUGGAACUGGAGGAAUCGCUGAAGGCUUCGACCUCUCAGAUGAUGAACUUGAAUUUAUAAGAAUUCUUUCCUGUGUGUUUGUGUAUUUGGGGUAAGGGGGCAGGGGCUGAAAGACUUCGGGGUCUUUUUCUUUUUCUCAGUUCUUCGUUGACCUAGUGUGUGUUUUGUAUGACUGUUUAAUUGGGAAAUUAACCAGCAGUGUUUGUAGGCAUCCAAAAGCUGCGAGUCCCAUGGACGGGCACUUGGUAUGCUGGCGGAAACCUUUUCACAAAGCCUCGGGAUGCAGCCUUGGCCCUCUGAGUGCAAUAUGAGUCUGGAAAAUGCUGGAAAAGGUGGUGCUCGGAGUACUCUGCUGCUGCUAAGGGAACGUCUCUCCAUUGCAGAGUAGUGGAGCCAAGUUAGUUUGUGGAAAGCAGCGGGGGCCCGAGGUGACGUGGCUGGGAGGCGGCGGGGUUCCAGCCUGAUGUUCCCAGUCCCGGUGACCAGCACAGCCCUGCAGAAGCCGCUGGACGGGCACUGUGGGGGCCAGUGUUAGCGCAGGAGCGGUGGGGUGGGGAGGGGUGCCUUUCUCAGGUUGUGGCUCUUCAGCCAGAAGAUUUGGGGGUACUUGGAGGGUUUGCUAAAAUGAGCCUCAGGAGGAAAAUCGGUUCUCUAACCUGUGACCUUUUGACAUGAAUUAUUCCUUUUAUUCUUUAUUUCGCAGAGAAACAAAUGUAUAUUGAAGUUCCUAAAUUUCAGUUUUCAUAAUCUACAAAUAUUUUCUUUCUUUUGUAAGUGAACAUAUUUUGAAUGUGGUUUCUAUCUUAGAAGCCAGAAGGAUAGAAGUUUACUUUCAUAUUUUCCUGUAAGUAAGAGGGUUUAUUUAUUUUGA